UUGCGGAUAUAUUUCUUCAAUAAUCUCAAAUAUAUAUAAUUGAAUACCAAAUAUUAUCUUACAGCCCAGUAUAUACACAAUCAUGUCGGACAAGAAAACGAUCAUAGCCUUCGAUCUCUACGGUACUCUCCUCUCCACCGAAAGUAUUGCAAAAGAAUUGGCUCGUCAUUUUGGCGAUGAGAAAGCACAAUCAGUUGCUACACUAUGGAGGAGAUAUCAAUUAGAAUAUACUUUCCGGAUGAACAGCAUGUUACUAUAUAAACCCUUCUCAGAAAUCACAAAUACAUCGCUUCGUCACGCAAUAUCCGAACAUAAACUUGCUCUGUCUGAAACAGAUAUUGAGAGUGUAAUGAAAGCAUACGAUUCUCUCUCCGCCUUUCCAGACGCUUUAACCGGACUCGAAAACCUGGCCAAAGAUUCAGGAACUAAUGCUUAUGUAUUUUCAAACGGGACAAAUAAAAUGGUCUCUUCAUCUGUCAAUAACUCUUCAGAGCUCUCAAAGUUCAAAGACCUCUUUAAAGAGCUUAUUACGGUGGAAGAGGUGGAAUACUAUAAGCCCCAUCCGAAAGUAUAUGAACAUUUGGUCAGAAAGGUGAGAGGUGGUGUUGGAGAAAAGGAUUGCGAGAAUGUGUGGCUUGUCAGUGGGAAUCCGUUUGAUGUUGUAGGUGCAAGGCAAGCGGGCUUGAUGACUUGUUGGGUGGAUAGAAGUAAAGGGGGUUGGAAUGAUAUGUUGGGCGAUUUAGCAAGUGGGGGACCGCAUCUGAUUGUUGAGGGGGUAGAUGCUGCUGUGAGGGAGAUUCAGAGAGUGUCUAAGGAUUAGUGAGGAGUGUAUACCGAAGCUCUAGCUAAACUUUGGUAGUUGUAUGCUUGUACACUAGGUGUGAGGUAGAAUUUGUUACAGAUUGUAAUCUUACAUGUAUGGAUUAUCUGUCGAAGGAAAUGAAAUGGGCAAGUCGAGAAGGGAAAGAGGGAAGAAACUUCACAUUUUUGAUCCAAAUUCCCUAGGUAAAAUAAUUGAAAUAAGUCAAUCG
Botrytis porri is the source of this 1031-nucleotide messenger RNA. RefSeq lists its product as uncharacterized. The record is from RefSeq and is a predicted model, not a curated record. Bases 83 to 820 code for a protein of 245 amino acids. Lineage: Eukaryota; Fungi; Ascomycota; Leotiomycetes; Helotiales; Sclerotiniaceae. The transcript has 4 exons. Gene Ontology annotation, molecular function: hydrolase activity, acting on halide bonds, in C-halide compounds.